Messenger RNA from Monomorium pharaonis (pharaoh ant), 3869 nucleotides. RefSeq names its product alkaline phosphatase 4. The record is from RefSeq and is a predicted model, not a curated record. Lineage: Eukaryota; Metazoa; Arthropoda; Insecta; Hymenoptera; Formicidae. Gene Ontology annotation, molecular function: alkaline phosphatase activity. The transcript has 8 exons. Gene Ontology annotation, biological process: dephosphorylation. Bases 411 to 2042 code for a protein of 543 amino acids.
UUCGCUACCUCGUGCCGCCACGGCCUUUAAAACGCUAUAUAAAGUGACAAAGUUGGCUCAUUGGCGGGCAUGCUUCGGUAUCCUCGGCAUCGGUUUUAAACUCGGGCUUUCCGGCCGCGUCGCGCGAUCCGGAAAAAAAGAAGUCAAACGCCCAGACGUGCGGCUUUUGUCACAGGUACUAUCAGUAGCCGAUCAAUCGGAGAAGUGGCGAGAGAGGUGAUUACGCGACACGAUUUAAAGGACGCCGCUCGCUAUGCCGCAUGCUUCAUUCCCGAGGAUGUCACGCUUCAACACGCGCAUUGCCAGGGCAUCGUUGAAUUGACGUAUCGACAGGUCCAAUCGAAUCGACACCGCCGUGGUGCCACGCCGUAUCCCAAAUCCCUUCACACUUAAGAAAAAAAGCGUUCACAAUGAAGCGCUGCAUUUUAUUACUUUGCAUCGUAGCGAUUCUCCGAGAUUCCGAAGCACUACCUAAAGGAUCCACGAAUUAUGAAGAAAUGUCCUACUGGCUGAAGUCCGGUCAAGAGACCCUGCACAGGAUCCUGAAGGAACAAAAAAAUGAAAAUCGCGCGAAAAACGUCAUCAUCUUCAUCGGGGACGGUAUGGGCCUGUCUACCAUUACAUCCGGUCGAAUCUAUGUAGGUCAACUCCACGGUCACAGCGGUGAAGAAUACCAACUCGAAUUCGAGAAGUUCCCCAACACCGCCCUCGCCAAGACUUACAAUGUAGACAAACAAGUACCGGAUUCCGCGGGGACGGCCACCGCUAUAUUUUCUGGUGUGAAAACUAAAUAUAGACUUAUUGGAUUGGAUGCCAGAGCCCCAUAUAAUAAAUGCGACAAAGAACUCAACAGAUUGAGCAAACUCAGUACGGUAGCCGAUUGGGCGCAGCAAUCCGGCAUGGACACUGGAUUUGUUACCACUACUCGCAUCACUCACGCCACUCCAGCGGGACUCUACGCGCACGUUAAUCAUCGAGAUUGGGAGUGCGAUACCGCGAUACCGAAGAAGGAACAACUUUGCAAAGACAUCGCGAGACAACUCGUUGAGGAUGAACCGGGAAAUCAAUUUAAGGUUAUCUUGGGUGGCGGUGCACAACAAAUGGGUAUGAAAAUGAAUGAGAGUGAUUCCAGUUCCUGUGUGCGAUCUGACGGUAAAAAUUUAGUAAAAGAGUGGCAAGCGAAACAUCCUAAAGGAAGAGCCGUCAGCAAUAUGCAAGAACUCAUGUCCGUCGAUAUAAGCGACACAUCGCAUAUCCUGGGUGUUUUCUCGCCUGGUCACAUGCCCUUCCACGCCGUGAAGAGUCCCGAGGUACCCUCCCUAGCGAACAUGACGAUGCAAGCUAUAAGAAUGUUGAAGAAAAACAAAAAUGGAUUCCUAUUGAUGGUCGAGAGCGGUAAAAUCGAUACGGCUCACCACGGCAACUGGGCGCAACUGGCGCUACGCGAGUUGUAUGAGCUGGACGAGGCAAUCAAAGUGGCCCUAAGGCUGGUAAAUAUGGAGGAAACGUUAAUCGUCGUCACGGCUGAUCACUCGCAUUCGUUUACCCUAAACGGAUAUCCCGAGAGAGGCAACGAUAUCCUCGGUUUCGCCAACAAGAAAGCCAGCCAGGUACCCUAUGAAACACUCUCUUACGCUAACGGUCCGGGAUUCUUCUACCAUCGAAGAAACAACAGCAACAACGUCAACGAGACCUGGAGAAGAGUCGAGGAUGAUCCGACUCGUAACGAACCCUUUUACAGGCACUUUGCUGGCAAAUACCUCAAAGACGAGUCUCACGGCGGCGAAGACGUCGGGGUUUAUGCCCACGGCCCCUUUUCGCACUUGUUCCGAGGUACUUUCGAGCAGAAUUACAUUGCUCAUGCCGUGGCGUAUGCGGCAUGCUUUAAAGACUGGCCGUCUCAUUGCGACAGCGCUUACCAUCGUUACUUUUACGACGUCAAUAUGGCAUCACAGAAUUCCAAGAAAAAUUCAGCCGGACAAGACACGGUAUCGUUUGCGGUAAUGAUAACUUUCCUUACGGUGAUCUUUAUACGGCUGUGAUAAUAAUACGUUACUGCAUUUUUCGUUUAUAGCCAAAUGAAUAAUGCGCCGCGAGAAAAAUUUACAUUUCAAAUAAUUAGAGUACAAAUAAUAUUUAAAAGUACAAAUAAUGUUUAUUUAACAAACAUUUUUUUGUGCCUUUACUAAGGAAUAUUCUAAUCUCUGCAGAUCUUGAUAUAAAUAUAAAUAUAAAUAUAGUGAUAAGACACGUCUUUUGCGGUGCAAACUUGCGAUCUUUAUAAAUAAUUAAUAGACUAAAUAAGUUUAUUACAAAUACCACACAUAUACGAUCUGUUUUGUAUAAUCUCGAAUUCUUACAUUGUUUCUCAUAGAUGUAAUUACACUUUAAUUAUAUAUUAUGCAUUGGCGUAUCUAGAAAAUAGGUCGGUAGAUUCAAACCUUCAAAAUUUUUCAUUUUUUAUUUUAUCUCAUUUAUUUUUUCCAUUUUUAAUUUUAAAAUAUAACUUUAUUUUAUCUCCGAGUAAAUUUUUUGUUGUAUAAAGUAUUAUUUUCUUUCCGUUAUAAUUAUGUAAAUAAUUUCUGGAAUUUUUAUUAAUUAGAGCUUUGAUAGUGUUUUAUACAUAAGAAAAAUUUUCAUAAGAUUUUUUAAUCAAAAAACGAAAACAGAAUAUGCGCUUUGCAUUCAACCAAUCAAUGAAAGUGACAAUCUCAUUUGACCAUAGCUGUUAUGUCAAUUUACAGAGGCAUUACUCAGAUUUAUCUUAAAUUAUUUAAAAAAAUUGUUGCAUAAUUUAUACAUUUUGUAAAUUUUAUUGAACAAUCUUGUCUUUUCAUCAUUUUUAAUAAUAUUUAACAAUAUUUCUUAGAAAACCUUUAUUUGAAUGUUUUUGAAAUGUCUUUUUCUAGAACAAUAAUCAUAUUUUUAUGUAAUACGAACAACAGUAAUAUUAAAGAUUGUAUUUUAUUUUUAAUAACUGUAUGUUGCUUAUACUUUCUCCAAGAAAAAUAAAAGUUAUGAUGUACAAAAUCUAAUAUUUUUCUUAUUUAAGAUCAAGAACAUAUUCUGAACUCUAAAAUAUCUUUGAAAUAAGAAAGCGAUAAUUUGCAUUAAUGCAAAAAAUUGCUAUUUACAUAUUAACAAAAUUGAUAAAAACUCUCUUUUAAAAAAUGCUGGAUACGCUUAUGUAUUAUUGCCUGUAAUUUUAUUUAUUGUGUUUAGAAUUCAACAAAUAAAAAAUUGUGAUUAUAUAUCACGAAUUUUGUAUUAACAGAAGUAACACGAUGAUUUUUUUUUUAAUUAUUGCAGCAACGAUGACGAAUUUAUUUUCAAACACGGAGAAACUUGGACGACAUUAUCCACAUAUUAACACAGGUUUACAGGAUAUCAAAAUGAUUAUAGGAAAAUAUUAAUAUAGCCGUACAUCGUAACACAUUGCCAUGUUUCGAAUAAAAAUGUUAUCAUUGUUGAAUUAUCGUGGAUAAAAUUUAAUUUAAUAAUUUACAGUGAGAUUUUACGAAGUACUCAAGGAUACGCAAAAUAAAUUACUACAAUUUAGAAAAUCGUCUUUCGAAAUAUUCUUCGAAGAAAAAAUGGAAUACAUUUUUUAUGUACUUUAACACGUUACUUAUAUAAAAUAAAUUUGUGUACAUAUUAGCACAUUGUAUCAUAAUAUAUCUUAUUAUAAAUUAAUAAAACAAUUUCUGGUACGUAUGCUUUAAUAAAUUAUAUGCAAAUUACAAUAUGAUUAUAGUUGAAAUAAAGUUCCUCGUUAUAUUGUUAUUUAUAAAUUUUAUGUCAUAGCAAUUGUAUUAAUUAUAUAUGUAAUUAUAUAUGUAAGCAAGACAAUAAAUCAUUUAAUAGACUUU